Exophiala oligosperma is the source of this 663-nucleotide messenger RNA. RefSeq lists its product as uncharacterized. The record is from RefSeq and is a predicted model, not a curated record. NCBI's taxonomy places the organism in Eukaryota, Fungi, Ascomycota, Eurotiomycetes, Chaetothyriales, Herpotrichiellaceae. The coding region runs from base 1 to 663 and encodes 220 amino acids. The transcript has a single exon.
AUGGCAUCUACACACGAACCCCGACUCAUCGUCAUUGGGUGCGGAGUUGCCGGCAUUGCUCUUUCAGCACGACUUCGCUUCGAUCUCGGCCAAAGGAACUUCAUCAUCUACGAGCGUGAAAAGUCUGCGGGCGGUACUUGGUUCUUGAACACUUAUCCUGGCGUGGGCUGUGACGCUGAUUCACAUCUGUACUCUUUUUCAUUCAACCCGAAUCCAAACUGGUCAAAGCGUUUUGCUGAGCAGCCCGAAAUCCUGCAGUAUCUGAACGACACUGUUGACAAAUUUGGCAUCCGGCCACAUGUUCGCCUUGGCGUCGAAGUUAUAGAGUCAACAUGGUUGAGUACGCAAUCUGUAUGGCGGGUCGGUUUGCACGAUCUGGAAACCGAUCACUACUUCGUCCAAGGUCCACCACAUACAAAGCACUUGACCGGCCUUGUCUGCUGGAUCGAUCGUCACACCAAGCUCCGUCACUCCAGCCUUGAUGUCCCUCUUGGUCAAAAGAUCGGCCUUGAUGUCCCUCUUGGUCAAAACAUCGGGAUCCGCUUCGGUGCCGCGAGUCUGGAAGCAAACCGUCUCGUAGAUACUCGACUAUCUGUUAGGCCCAGAGACGUCUACAGAUCGAGUGACUGGGACAACUCGAAGCCAAUCAUUGUCCGUAGAUAA